Molecule: messenger RNA, 627 nt
Organism: Oldenlandia corymbosa var. corymbosa
Lineage: Eukaryota; Viridiplantae; Streptophyta; Magnoliopsida; Gentianales; Rubiaceae
Source: the annotation of a GenBank genome assembly
AUGAUCAUUAGCCCCGAAAACCAUCAUUCUAUGAGUAAUAUUAGAUCCAUGGUGAAUCUUGGUAAAAAAGGAACACCAUCCAAAGCUAUAAUAACCAAGCUUUUAGCCAGCAAGUUGUUAACCAAAGUUGACCUAUCAGGCAUCAAUUUGGAAGAAAUUCCAAAAAAGAUUUUCAAAUUAUUUCAGCUCAGGUUUUUAAGCCUGAAUGGGGAUAAGAUUGAAAAAGUCCCAAAAUCCAUAAAAAGGCUUCCAAAUCUGGAGUAUUUAGAUCUCAGGGGGACUAAUGUAAGGAGAUUACCCAUGCAAAUCAAUAAGCUUCACAAACUUCGUCUUCUAUUACUACACCAGCCUGCCUCAAAUGCUUCAUCUUUCCCAUGUGAUGGAUUCAGGGCUCCAUCUGGAAUUGGAGAGCUUCUUGAGUUACAAACAUUAAUGGUCAUAGAUGCAGCAGAGAGCGAUGAAACUGAAGUAGUGAACAAGAUUGGAAAUCUGUCCAAAUUAAGAGCAUUGUCAAUUACAAACUUGAGAAGGGAAGACGGAAAAGAACUCUGCUCCUCGAUUGAGAAGCUGAGCUAUCUGCAGUCAUUAGCAAUCGCUUCUUCGGAAAAAAAAUUAAAUUGGAUCUAA